UGGAAACCAGAUGAUGGAUACCAUAUCGAACGUCUCACAAUCAGUCUUGGAGCCCUUAUGGAGUCGUCGGGGUCUCUGACAGUGAAUUCGAAAGACUUUUGACUGUGAGAUCUAUUCACCAAGGCGAAUCCGAUUGAUGUUGGCUCCGCUGUCGGUGACACAUUGGCCCCAAUUUUUUGUUUUCGUCAUGUCUCUGCUGCUGCGACGGAGCGCUGCCGGUUUCACCGGUACUUUUCGUCGCCGACGGUGGUCUCGGACGACGUUGACUUCGGACAGUGCAUCACGAUUGUCAUCGCUGCCACCACUAUCGGCAGAGCCUCUGCACUGGAACCGCGAAACAUCUGAACGUCGAUCCUAUGCUACCAACACGCCGAUCGUAAAGCAAGCCAAUGUUAUUUCGCUGACGGAUAUAGAAGAUCCCGCCAACAAUCCGUUCAACCGGGCCGCUCCCCUGCCGGAAGGAGUUAAAAUUCUUGCCAUUGGCGCUACCAUGGACGAUUUUGACGUUGCUUCUUUAGAGAGAGAAGGCGCCAAUGCCAUUUUUGUCAGUCACCCGCAGGCACGGGAACCCUUGGCCCAGCUGUUGACGCAACUGCCGGAGAUUGAAUGGGUGCACACUCGCUCGGCGGGCAUUGAUUUCGUCACAUCGCCUACACUCGAAUCCUGGAAGGGCAAGCUCACGAACGCCAAGGGUCAGUUCAGCAGUACGUUGGCAGAAUAUACACUCAUGGCCUGCUCGUUUUUUGCCAAAGACUUGCCGCGGUUGAUGCGCAACAAGAAAGUCAAGUGUUGGGACAAAUACAAUGUCUUGGAGCUCAGAGGUGCGACCUUGGGUAUAUUUGGGUACGGUGACAUUGGACGAGCUUGCGCGAAACUGGCGGCCGUGUACGGUAUGAAGAUCAUUGCGUUACGACGACACCCCAAGCCCGAUCCACUUUGUAAUGAAGUGUACGGCAACGACAAGGAUAGUUUGAAUCGCUUGUUUGCCGAAUCAGAUUACGUACUGUGCUCAGCACCUUUAACGGCCGAAACCCGCGGAAUGAUUGGUAAAGAACAGUUCGAUCAUGCCAAAGAAGGGGCCGUUUUUAUAAAUCUUGGACGGGGGCCGAUUGUCGAUGAAGUUGCCUUGACCGAUGCACUGAGUAACGGUAAACUCAAAGGCGCCGCAUUGGAUGUAUUCACGGUAGAACCGCUGCCGAAUAGCUCGCCUUUGUGGGAAAUGGACAACGUGCUGCUCUCACCGCACAACAUGGACCAAACCGCAACUUUCAUGCACGAAGCGACCGAGUUCUAUGUGGAAGAAAAUCUGCCAAGGUUUGUCCGGGGUCAGGAAUUGCUCAAUAUCGUCGACGCCAAGGCGGGAUACUAGGUAUUGCUAGAACAGCAACAUGAGGAUGCUUUUAACCUAUCUUACAUUAAUGUAAACGAAAAGAAACGGUUUU
Messenger RNA from Phaeodactylum tricornutum CCAP 1055/1, 1442 nucleotides. RefSeq lists its product with no specific name. Lineage: Eukaryota; Bacillariophyta; Bacillariophyceae; Surirellales; Neidiaceae. Gene Ontology annotation, molecular function: NAD binding. Bases 137 to 1369 code for a protein of 410 amino acids. The transcript has 4 exons. The record is from RefSeq and is a predicted model, not a curated record.